CAAAGCCUUCUCUCUCUAAAGUCAAAUUAAUAUUUCACAUAGUUUAUUGCGCUUUCUCUCUCUAUAUGCGCAAUCAAUUUUUUACCCAUCAAAAAAACAGUUGACAACAUCACAGUCGAUAAAAGCAGAAACUGAAAAUUUUCAAAGAAAAAAACAAACAAAAUUCCGUAGAGAAAGAAAGGAUUUAGAGAGAGAAAAAGAAAUAAUGCGUGGGAUUAGAGAGGGAAAGUGUAUUGUUUUUCAUUUUGUUAUUGUUGGUUCGUGGGUUGGUAAUUGUGUUUUUUCUAUCUUUCAAUUCUAUGUACGACUGCUUUUUUCUUUAUCCUCACACAACCCACAAAUAAUAAAACAAUCAAAUACUUAUUCUUCGUCUUCUACUAUUAUUAUUUGUAUACAAGUUUUUGUUAUUGGGAGUGUUAAUUGUUUUUUUGGGGUAUUCUACAAAUCUCACCGCACAAAUCGAUUAUGUAGAGAGAGAAAGGAAAACUCCAUCGUAGUGUUUCCUAUAUGCAGACACUUCCAUUUGCAAACCCUAGAUUUUAGGGACUUUAAUUGAGUAAUUUUAUUUGUAUUUUUGUGGGUUUUAUUUCAAUUUAGGUUAUUUGGAAUUUGGGGAUCUGUAUAAGCCCUGACUUGUUUUGAUUCGGUUUUAUAUAUUGGAGAGGAAGUAAGCGUUUUGAUUUUCUGGAGUCAAAUGGAGACUGAUGGAGCUGGUGGUAGUGGAAGUGGUGGAGGAGGUGGUGGUGCCGGCAGUUGUGGUGGAGGAGGAAGUGCUGGAAGUGUAGAGCCGGAGAAGAAGACUACACCAGAGGGAGAACCAAGGGUUAAGCGUAAAAUGAAGACUCCUUAUCAGUUAGAACUUCUUGAGAAAACCUAUGCUAUGGAAACAUAUCCGUCUGAAGAGUUGAGAGCAGAGCUUUCAGUGAAAUUAGGCCUCUCUGAUCGGCAGCUACAGAUGUGGUUCUGCCAUAGAAGGUUAAAGGACCGAAAAGCACCUGCAGAGAAGCAGCAAACAAAGAGGGCCUCGCCAGCUGCAGUUGCAGGUCCCUCUGGCAGGAGUUCAGGUGAAAUGGCCGUUAACAAUACUGAGGUGGAAAAUGAACAUGGCUCUGGUUUGAGUCUGUUUGGGAAUUCGGAUUUGAUGCCCCGUCCACCACAGCAGCAGAGAGUGGUUCAUAAAGUUGGGACCUCGGUGCCAAGGAUAACAACAGAAAUGCCGGCAAUGAGGAGGUUCUAUGAGCCACCUCUUGCAAUAUCUGAGCAGAGGGCAAUAGCAUUUGUGGAGGCACAGUUGGGGGAGCCAUUGAGAGAGGAUGGGCCAAUUCUUGGAAUGGAGUUUGAUCCCUUGCCUCCUGGUGCAUUUGGUGCACCAAUUGUUACACCAGUGCAACAGAAACAUGCUGGACGGUCGCACGAAGCUCAAUUAUAUGAGAGACCAGACCCUAAAAUAAUCAAGGGAGCUUCACAGGCUAUCCAUGAAUUCCAGUUUCUUCCAGAGAAUCCAUCUUUGAGAAGCGAGUCAUAUGAAAGAACUUUGCCUUCUCAUUAUUAUGGUUCACCAGCUGACGUUCAGAGUGCUCGAUUUCUGUCAUCUAGUGGGAGAUCUUUUAAGCAUGGGAAUGAACAAGAACCCUCUGGACAUAAUCUCCAAGGUCAGACUCCAGUUUUAAGUCUUUUGCCUCAUCCAGGAAGGCAAGGCAAUCAUCUAUCUCCGGCUUCUGGAGGAGUUGACAUUGCUCCACGAAUAAACCCUUUAGUGAAUGAUAACAUCAAUGCCAAUUAUGUUGUUCGCCCUGCAACUGGGCCUGAUAAUCAGAUUAUAACACCAGACAGGCAUGUCGUACUUGAAGAACGGCUGGAGAAGAAAUGCAAGAGUGAAGAGGCUAGAGUAGCCAGGGAAAUUGAAGCUCAUGAGAAAAGAAUCCGAAAAGAGCUUGAGAAGCAAGAUAUAUUAAGACGCAAGAGAGAAGAACAAAUGAGGAAAGAUAUGGAAAGGCAGGAUCGUGAACGCCGGAAGGAAGAAGAAAGACUGUUGCGCGAAAAGCAGCGUGAAGAGGAGAGGUAUCAGCGGGAGCAAAGGCGUGAAAUAGAGCGGAGGGAGAAAUUCCUACAAAAGGAAUAUAUCAGAGCAGAGAAGAAGAGGCUUAAAGAAGAAAUGCGCAGGGAGAAGGAAGCUGCAAGACUUAGAGCUGCUAAUGAUAGGGCUGCUGCUCGCAGAAUUGCUAAGGAAUCAACAGAAUUGAUUGAGGAUGAACAGUUGGAACUCAUGGAGUUUGCUGCCUCAAAUAGGGGUUCAUCCUCUGUUUUGGCUCUUGACAAUGAAACUUUGCAGAACGUUGAGUUGCUGAAAGAUAAGCUCCCUGACUUCCCACCCAAAUCUGUGCUUUUGAAAAGGCCAUUUGGAGUCCAACCCUGGGCUGAUUCUGAGGAGAGUGUAGGCAAUCUUCUAAUGGUAUGGAGAUUCUUGAUUACUUUUGCGGAUGUGCUUGGACUAUGGCCUUUCACUCUGGAUGAGUUUGUUCAAGCUUUUCAUGAUUAUGAUCCAAGGUUGCUAGGAGAGAUUCAUAUAGCAAUUCUUAGAUGCAUAAUAAAGGAUAUCGAAGAUGUUGCAAGAACGCCAGCCAAUGCAGUGGGUUCAAAUCAGAAUUCCGUUAAUCCUGGGGGUGGGCAUCCACAGAUUAUUGAAGGGGCAUAUGCUUGGGGUUUUGACAUAUGUAGCUGGCAGCGGCACCUGACUCCAUUAACAUGGCCUGAAGUGUUAAGGCAAUUUGCUCUAGCUGCUGGUUUUGGACCAAAAUUGAAGAAGAGAAGCUUCCAACCAGCUUAUCAUCAUGAUGAAAUUGAGAGUAAUGAUGGUACAGAUGUCAUUUCCAAUUUACGUAAUGGAGUUGCAGCUGAGAAAGCUGUUGCCAUUAUGCAAGAAAGGGGUUUGUCAAAUCCUCGAAGAUCCAGGCAUCGAUUGACCCCUGGAACAGUUAAAUUUGCAGCAUUUCAUGUUCUUUCACUGGAGGGAAGCAAGGGACUGACAAUAUUGGAAGUUGCAGAUAAGAUUCAGAAAUCUGGUCUUAGAGAUCUAACCACGAGCAAGACACCAGAAGCAUCUAUUUCUGCUGCUUUAUCAAGGGAUAUAAAGCUGUUUGAGAGAACGGCUCCUUCAACAUAUUGUCUACGCUCUCCUUAUAGGAAGGACCCUGCUGACACUGAGGUGAUACUUUCUUCUGCCAGAGAAAAGAUUCAGCUAUUCCAGAAUAAAUAUGUUGAUGGAAUAGGAGCAGAUGAUGUUGAGAAAGAGGACGCUGACAGAGAUCAAGAAUCUGAAAGUGAUAUUUUGGAUGAUCCUGAUGUUGAUGAUCUGGACACUGAAUUAAAACUAAAAGGAAAUCUUCAUUCUAAGGAUACGGACCAAUUUGAGGUAGAAAAUUUCUGUGGUUAUGGAAAGGAUAACUCUUGCAGGGAGUUGAUUGAGGACAGCCCUAAAAAUUUAAAACAAAAUUCUCCUUCGAUGCAGUCUUUAGGUUUCAGGGACAUAAAAAGUCGUGGAACCUCUAGUGAUCAGAUUGUGGAUGUUAUUGGGAUUCAUUCCCAGACUACUAAUCCUGGUCAGGACACACUGAUUGAUGAAUGCAGCUAUGGAGAACCAUGGGUUCAAGGACUUGCUCUAGGAGAGUAUGCUAGUCUGAGCGUUGAAGAGCGUCUCGAUGCCCUUGUAGCCUUGAUUGGGGUUGUAAAUGAAGGAAAUGCUAUUCGUAGUACGCUAGAGGAACGCCUGGAGGCAGCAACUGCAUUAAAGAAGCAGAUGUUGGCAGAGGCACAACUUGAUAGGCGCCGUACGAAAGAGGAUUAUGUAAUUAAAAUGCAACAUUCAUCGUUUACGAGUAAUAGGGCUGAACAAAAUGUCUCCCUUGGUGCAUUUGAGGACAGGAGAAUUUCAUUACUUGGUGUUGAUGGCAAAACUGAGUCUGCAGAUGCAGACUCUGUAUUUCGGAUGGGCUUGAAUGGUCAGCAGAGUGACCAAAAUUAUGGCAAGGACUUGGUAGGUGAAAAGAACCUCCCAGUGCUAGAGUACUCUGUUGGUUUGGACAAUCCGUCACUUCAGCAAUCUUUAUAUGCUGCUGAAAAGUCGCAGUUCGAGCUAAAAGCUUUUAUCGGUCACAGGGCCGAGGAGAUGUAUGUAUAUAGGUCGUUGCCUCUUGGACAGGACCGCCGACGUAAUCGUUACUGGCAAUUUAUAGCAUCUCCAUCUCAAAAUGAUCCUGGAUCUGGCAGAAUAUAUGUUGAGCUCCAAGAUGGCCGAUGGAGGCUUAUUGAUACUGAAGAGGGCUUUGAUGAUUUGUUGGCAUUGUUGGAUGUGCGUGGGGUUAGAGAAUCUCAUUUGCGUUCAAUGUUGCAAAGAAUUGAAACAUCUUUCAAAGAAGCUGCCCGGAAAAACUUUGCGAAUUCUGGUCAGCAUGUUGGUGAUGAAGUCAAGAAGGAAGUUCUGGAAAUGGGAUCUAAGCCUUAUAUUUGUUCCAGUAUGGAGAGCCCCAAGAACGUGAUCUCCAUACCAGGUUUCAAUUUACAAGAGCUUUCUUCAUCUGCCAUUGAGUUAGGCAGAAAUGGAACAGAUGAUAAAUUUGCCAUGGAAAGAUAUAGAUAUUCUGAAAAGUGGAUGUGGGAAGAAUGCUUUAAUUCUAAUAUAGUAUGUGCCUUGAAGUAUGGAACACCAAGAAGCCAACAAUUGCUGGAAAUUUGUGAUUGUAGUCAUGCUAAGUGCUUUUGUGAGGAUAAUCACUGUCUUUGUCAUAGGAUUUCCGACACUUCUGGCAAUAAAUUAGGUUUUUCUGAACAUGUAACUCAAUGUGAAAGGAAAUUACGUGAAGAGUCUGAUGGGGUUCUGCACAAGCUGGACCUUUCAGUUCCUCCAAGGAUCAGAUUGCUCAAAGCUCAAUUAGCUACCGUUGAGGCCUCUAUUCCUCAGGAAGCACUUGAACCUAUUUGGUCUGAUACCUACAGAAAAUCUUGGGGCAUGAAAUUGCUUAUGGCGUUAACAGCUGAAGACCUUCUUCAGACUUUGACAUUACUGGAGGGUGGCCUGAAGAGGGACUUCUUGUUGGCAAAUUUCGAGACCACCAAUGAACUGUUGGGUUCCUGUAACCUUAUAGGACACCUUGAUGAUAAUGCAUACGGACUUGAUGCAGUUAUGGCACUUCCAUGGAUACCUCUGGCGACUUCUGCAGUGGCCUUGAGGCUGAUGGAGCUUGAUGCAUCCAUUUGUUAUACGCCGGAUCAGAAAAAGGAUUUUCAGAAAGAUGGCAGAUCUGGAUACUUCAUCAAACUUCCAUCGAGAUGUUCUACACUAGGGAACGGAUUAGAUUAUAUACCACCCCAAGUUGGGAAUCUGCAAGAAGACAAUCUUAAUGGACGUACGAGCUUGAAACGGGGCCGUGGACGCCCAAGAGGUUCAAGUCGCCCACACAGUGGAAAAUCACAGAGAAAGACCAUUAAUUCCAGAAAUGAAUCAGGUCAAGUAACUACAACAAACAAUUAUGAACUUCCAGGGUGGAAAGGUCGGUCACGUGGGCAAGGAAGCUGCAAGAAGGGCCGACGCUCAGUCAGAAGUAGGCAAAAACCUGUGACGAGAACAGCAGAGGUAUCCCAUGAGGAAGCCAAGGGUAUACCCUUUGAUGAAAUCCCGAUUAUAGGUCAGCAGGAAUGGAAUUUAGAAGAAACCCCUAUAGAGGCUGAGGGUGCUGAAAGUGCGAGCAGUUCUGAAAGAUCAGCAUUUGAUGAUUAUAACGGUCAAGGGACGGGGGAUGAAUUUGACGAAGUUAUGGUACUCAAUGUAGAUUACAGAGCUGGAGAAGAUGAUGAUGAAGGUGCUGAAGAAGAUGGAGAUGGUGAUGAUUAUAUUGAUGAUGAUAUUGAAGGAUAUUUUAAUCGUGAUUAUCAUGAACCAGGAAACACGUCAACUGGUGGAGAGCAAGUCAAAAACAUAAAUAGAAGUUCAGAUAGAGGUUCAGAAUCAUCAUCAUCAUCAUCUGAUUAUAGUUAUUAAUAUCAAUGAUAGACAUCAGAAGAUCUGUAACUGGGGGAGAAGAGGUAAAGAUGCUCUGCUGCUAACAUGGAUUUCAUAGUAGAAACCUCUUUAUAACUGUUGUAUUUGUGGAAAUCACCAGUUAUCACUGAGGAAUAAAUAAUUGUUGACCUCUCUCUAUCGUAUAUUAGGAAUAUAUCGCAUUUAAGCAAUAUACAUUGCAAAGAUGACUCGAGAUGUUUCUGCCACAUACACCGUGUUUCGGUAAAUGAAUCUGUUUUGAGAAUUUUUGAUA
Olea europaea var. sylvestris is the source of this 6308-nucleotide messenger RNA. RefSeq names its product homeobox-DDT domain protein RLT2-like. Gene Ontology annotation, biological process: regulation of transcription by RNA polymerase II. Gene Ontology annotation, molecular function: DNA binding. The transcript is spliced from 18 exons. The record is from RefSeq and is a predicted model, not a curated record. Lineage: Eukaryota; Viridiplantae; Streptophyta; Magnoliopsida; Lamiales; Oleaceae. Bases 695 to 6034 code for a protein of 1779 amino acids.